ACUGCAGCGAAGAAUCGUACUGGGAUCCAUCAGGCACGGCAGGAGUGGCUGCAGAGGGAAAAAUCUUAACAUCUUUGAUGAAAAAAAAGGGGUUUAAAAUGUGAUCAGUUCUUCCAACCUUUGUUAUCUUGGGAACGAACGCGUGCCAAACAAUUAGUUUGUCCUCUGUCGCACUCUAGUGGACACUGCUAGUAUGUAUUUUUGAAAUUCAGAUGUAAAAUUUACACAGAACAAAAUUAUGUAUAGCGACUAGAUUUUAACUAAAGAAAAAAAUGUAUAAAAUAAUUAACUGUAAAACACACUGUAAUAUCGACACAUAGUAGAAAUAUGGUCUGAUUGAAAUAUAGCAUAUAUUUGUUGAAAUUGACAAACAAAAGCAAUUUGAAAUUCUGUUAUAUAACCUUAAGGCGCUUCAUAAUUACUGACAUUAAUUGAAGUUUAAUAAUACAUACCGAUGCAUUUUUUUAUUUCACCGUUUCACGUCUCUAUUAGCCAUCAGCCUAUUUUAUUAAAAUUGUUUUUCACAGGUAUCUGGGUCACGAUAUUGCAUUCAUAUUAUAUUUGAAAAACAAAACAAAACGUUAUUUUACAGAAUAAACGUUCAAUUUGACAACGCUUACCGCGGCGCGCGUUGAUGACGUCAUCAGUAUCAACCAGACAACAACAACAAAGCUCAGCUGUUCGGCAUCUGAUAAGCCGACCUCGUCACGCUAUGCAAAUAUCAAAUUCAUGUGCAGUCUGCGGUUUUUUACGAUUCGCCCUCAGAGGAGACUAAUACGUCCCUAACAUCGGGUUAUUUUACCAAUUGGUUGCACAGUUCGGACUUUGUUUCAGCGUUUGUUAGCAGGUUAGCUUUUCCACCGAGGACGGAAGGAAAGCUUUCGGAGCGGACAGAGAUUUAUGGCCGAGGCCGACCACCAGAGCUCCUGGUGGAGAUUCUGACCGUUACCAAUGUCCACCAAAAUCUCCCCGCUCCUUAUCAUGUCCCCCCGGAAGAGGCCCCUUCUUCCUGUCAGCAGCCGGCGGAAAGCGGAGGAUGACUACUUCCCCUUUAACUUUCUGCCGGUGGAGUGUCAGCUCCACAUCUUCUCCUUCCUGAACGAGCUGGACAAGUGCAGCUGCGCCCUGGUGUGUCUCAGCUGGAGCUGCCUGCUCCGCUCCGGGAAGCUGUGGCGGCUGGCCGACUACUCCCGCCGCGGCGUCUUUCACCUGGGCCAGGAGGGGAUGCUGGUGUCCAACCGCGAGUUUGAGAGGUGGAAGUCUUGGGUUCAUCACUACACUCAUCACCUGAUUUCCCGCCGGGCCAGCCUGCUGACCCUGAAGGCCAGUUUUGAUCUGGGGGACCGCUGCAAUAACUGGGGGGACCUGCUCAGCCACCUGCUGGACAACGUCCACUGCAGGGACCUCAGCCACCUGGACCUCAACUGGACAUACUCGCUUUUGGAGCCCCUGGAUCUCAGGGUCCACCCCGGCUCCAGUUCCAGCUCGCACCAGGACAGCAGCACCAAGUUUGACCAGGUGACCAGCUUCCAGGAGCUGCUGACCAAGCUGACCCACAGCUGCCCGCGGAUCUCCAAGAUGAGGAUGCACUUCGACUGGUCCGACGUCUCCUUGUCUCUCAUCACCCAGUUCCAGCAGCUGCGGGUCCUGGAGCUCAAGUACUUCUGGGUCUUCAAAGGAGUCACCCCUUCCACCCUCCAGACCCUCACCAAGUCGCUGCCGAACCUCAAGUCCCUGACUCUGCACAUCCUGGUGCCGCUGAGGAACCUGGGCAUGUCGUACACGCUGGAGUCCAUGUCGCUGGAGUUCCUGGACGUGUCCCCCAGCAGGGGCCUGGUCUUCUCCUCCCUGAAGCUUCCCGCCCUGCGAGAGCUGCGCGCCAAGAAAAUCGUGCGUGGCAUCACGCUGGACCGGCGCACCAGACUGAGGAUCCAGAGCCGCUGGCCCUGCUUGUACCAAGUCCUCCGAGAGGGGGCGCCCAAGCUGCAGGCGCUCAACAACGAGCGGCUGCUGCCCACGUGGAGAGAGACGCGCUACGGCGAGCUGUCGGCCAUCUUGCAGCAGUCCUGCUACUGUGUGCAGCACCUGGACAGCUGGCUCUGGUAGCCGGCCCUGUGGGGACCCGUCCAGCAAGGUGCUCUUAGGAAACCGUCCUGAAACAUUGCUGCUCAUGCUGGCUCCCGAAGGCUCCAACACAUUUCAGACUUACACGAUGAAGUUGUAGCUGCUAGCGUUAGCUUAGGCUUUUAUCUAGAGUUUACAUCUCGCCCGAGUCCUCGCGUGUUUAAUCCACAAUCUCGCCCUGGCUUGUAACUCCCCCGUCGCCAACAGGGGGCGCCAGAUGGCGCCAGUCGGCCACUGCUUCAAAACAAUGCCUCAUCUCAGGCCAGGCCAACCGUCGCUCAGCGAGAAGCUCCUGUUGCUGCCGGGGUCCACCACUGUAUUUGAAUCCGACUCUCAGCCGUCAUCCCUUCUGAUCAAGACUUGUUCGACUCGCACACCUAGCUCAAGUGCAAGUCAGUUAAUGAUCUAGAGUUUUUUUCCCCCCGAGUCAAGUUAAAAUCAGUGAAACAUGCUGACGUUUUAAACAUUUGGAUUUCAAGGUUUUUAUUUUUUAGAACUUUUGACAAUCGAAACAGCCGGAUACAAAUGCUAUUAGCAUCUGACUUGUCUCUUCCUUCACCCACUCUUUCCAGUCUCCAGAGAACGACUGAACAACCGAGGCUGUAAUCCCAUUACAGUUAGAGUAAACAUGCACUUCUGUGCAACACAACAUCUGUUUGAAAAGAAAGUGCUACACUUCAAAGUUAAGUCACUUUUUAUGCCUUAGUCAUAAAAAUAGGCGAAGACGUUCUGAACUGAAACAUUCUCAUCGGAAACACAUUCCUUUUCUACUAUUUAUUCUGCAUAUGUUUGAUUGUGAUCAGGACUGUUGUGACUCUCUCUGUAAAUUCUGUUAUUUAAUCUCAUGGAUUGUGACCCCUGAAUUUAGACAUUUCGUGUCUUCAAGUCUUCAUUUUAUCUCUCAAUUCUUUCUUAGUCUCACGCAGAAACAGAAAUUUGAAUCCCACAAAUCUUUAUUACUUGCUGUCUGACUUGUAUUCGUAACAUUUUAAAUCUCACCUUAACUCUGACAGUCACUUUCACUGCUACUCAUCGUAGAGAUAUUUCUUGAAUUUAAAAUGAAUGUUUCUGGUGUGAAAAAAAUCCUGGAUUCUUUAGCGGUUUAAAGAAGUUUUGGGGCGUCUCAGAUUAAGGUUGUUUAUAGUACGAGCCCAGACUUGUUUGAUUUCAUAUUUCAACUAACUACAUUCCACACUUUUAUUUUGAGGUCUUCCCACUCAGUUUUUGCAGUGAUCGGGACCGAUGGCAGACUGAAGUGUUGCCGUGCUGUCACCUCUUAAACCCUUCCAUCUGCUCGAACUCUUACAUGCUGUUUCCUCAUUAGGCAGGUGCUCGUAAUGUUUUACAGUGGGCUUCAAUUUCUCUUUUAUUUGGAUGCAGAUUUAGGUUUGAACUCUUGUGUGUUUGUUGUGUGGCUGUAAACCAGGACCUGACGUCUGAUCCUGAGACUGAUUAAACAUGUGGAGAGCUGCACAUGCGCACUGGGUCGCUAACGAACUCCGCCGCGUUUCCUCCUCCGGCCACCAGGGGCCGACAAUUUUCAACCUUCUGGACACACUUGAACUCUGUACCUUUGCUUCCAGGAUUCCAUGAAGCCUCGGUGGAUGUUUGUGUGUGGGAAAUGCGAAGAGGUGUGGGUGUCUGUUCGGGGACGGGCUGCGUCCCGUCGCACCCAGCCCCGGCUCCUUAAUCGAGGCCAGCCAGCGCCGGGACUGUGGGCUGCGUGAGAGCCGGAGCGCUGACGUGUGGGAAGGUUGUUUUUGCUCUGACUGCAAGAAAGAAACAAAGAGGUUUUUAAGAAGCAGAAGUG
Molecule: messenger RNA, 3934 nt
Organism: Synchiropus splendidus (mandarinfish)
Lineage: Eukaryota; Metazoa; Chordata; Actinopteri; Syngnathiformes; Callionymidae
Exons: 3
Coding region: 952-2106 (384 amino acids)
Biological process (GO): protein polyubiquitination; SCF-dependent proteasomal ubiquitin-dependent protein catabolic process
Cellular component (GO): SCF ubiquitin ligase complex
Molecular function (GO): protein binding
Source: RefSeq, a predicted model, not a curated record